Pygocentrus nattereri (red-bellied piranha) is the source of this 13080-nucleotide messenger RNA. RefSeq names its product vacuolar protein sorting-associated protein 13B. The record is from RefSeq and is a predicted model, not a curated record. The transcript is spliced from 62 exons. Bases 164 to 12265 code for a protein of 4033 amino acids. Lineage: Eukaryota; Metazoa; Chordata; Actinopteri; Characiformes; Serrasalmidae.
GAUGCGGAAGGUGCGAUAUUGACGUUUGGACUGUGAAAGCUAAAGCCAUGAAUCUAAGUGGAGCUGAGAUAUCUGACUGAAUCGUCUGCGUUAGCGUAAGACAAACAAGUGUGCUAAAACUGUGGUUAAUCGGAAUGCGCAGAAGGGUUAAGGAGCAUUCAGGAUGCUGGAGUCCUAUGUCACUCCUCUGUUGAUGAGCUAUGUGAAUCGGUACAUUAAGAAUUUGAAGCCAUCUGAUCUCCAGCUCUCACUAUGGGGGGGGGAUGUGGUGCUCAGCAAGCUGGACCUCAAAUUGGACGUCUUAGAGCAGGAGCUGAAGCUUCCUUUCACCUUCCUGAGUGGGCACAUACACGAGCUGCGAAUUCAUGUGCCAUGGACAAAACUGGGCUCGGAACCGGUGGUCAUUACCAUAAACACCAUGGAGUGCAUCCUUAAGCUGAAGGAUGGUGUUCAGGAUGAAAAUGAAAGCAGUGCUUCCAGUCGAAGUGCCUCUGAGAAGAGUGUGUCCAAACCACGUCGAGUCCAGCAGAGCCCCACUGACCCUGACUUACCCCCGGGGUAUGUUCAGAGUCUGAUUCGCCGUGUGGUCAAUAAUGUGAAUGUUGUGGUGAAUAACCUGAUUCUGAAGUAUGUGGAGGACGACAUUGUGCUCUCAGUCAACAUCACGUCAGCAGAGUGCUACACAGUUGAUGAGCUGUGGGACAGGGCCUUCAUGGACAUCACAUCUCCUGAGUUGGUCCUGAGGAAGGUGAUAAAUUUUGCAGACUGCACGGUGUGUUUGGAUAAGCGGAAUGCUAGUGGGAAGAUUGAGUUUUAUCAGGAUCCCCUGCUCUACAAGUGCUCUUUCAAAACCCGCCUCCACUUCACCUACCACAACAUUAAUUCUAAAAUCCCAGCAGUCAUCAAAAUACAGACGAUGGUUGAGAGUCUGAAGCUGUCACUUACAGAUCAGCAGCUGCCCAUGUUUGUGCGGGUGCUGGAGCUGGCAGUGGCUCUGUAUUAUGGGGAGAUUGGAGCUUACAGAGAUGGAGAGAGAGAGGAGAGCGUCUCUGGCACUGAAGCAGUGGUUAGCAUUCCCAGUACUGUGGGUGAGGGAGUGGACCCAGCUGUAUCAGGUCAGUAUUUAAGCCCGGAUCAGUAUGUGCAAAAGGAGGAUGAGGAGCAGGGCUGGGUGUCAUGGGCCUGGUCCUUUGUACCUGCCAUUGUUAGCUCUGGGGAGGAAGAGGGAGAGGCGGGUUUCUACAUGGAUACAGAAGAUGGUGGGACCCCCAGUCCCUUGCAGCCCUCCUUCAGAGAACCUAUAGUGUCUGUGGGUUUCUACUGCACCAAGGCCUCAGUUACAUUUAAGUUGACUGAAGGUAGUUCUGAUAGCAGUUACUACAGCCCUCAGAAAGUGAAGUCACAAGAGGUGCUGUGUGUGGAACAAGAAGGUAUCACUGUAGAGGCUCUGAUGAUGGGAGAGCUGUUUUUUGACUGUCAGAUUGGGGUAGUAGGCUGCAGGGCUUUGUGUCUCAAAGGCAUUAUGGGAGUGCGGGACUUUGAGGACAACAUGGGCCGAAAGGAGGAGGAUGCUGUAUUUUUCAACUGUGGAGAAAGUCUGCGCUCUAAAGGAAUGACCUACCUAACCAACUCGCUCUUUGACUACCGCAGUCCAGAAAACAAUGGAGUUCAUGCUGAAUUCAUACUUGAUGGCAACCUUCACAAGGAGACCUACACUGAAGCAGCAGGCAUGCAUCGUUUUGGGGCUUUCUACAUGGAUUAUCUCUACAUGAUGGAGAAAGCUAGCGGAAAAGGGCUACAAGACUUCUCAGCAGUGGGUAAAGUGGACCCAGCUCCACUGGUUCAGGAGACAUCAGUGAAACGGUUGGUGAUUGGCCCUCUGGACCUGCAGCUUCACAGCAGUGCAGUCCAUCGCAUCCUCAAGAUGAUCGCAUGUGCCAUGGACCAUGAGUAUGAACCGUACUGCAAACAUAAGCCAUCUGUGGUGGAGGAGAGCAGGGUGGUUCCUGGUGAGGAGGAGGUGGCAGUGUUAGAGGAGUUUAUCCCAACGCGUCUGACGUGUCUAACGCUGCUGAAGGCUUCUAUCACUGUUGCCAUGGCAGAGUUCAACUUAUUGCACAUGCUAGUUCCAGCCAUUUUGGGCCAAAAGUGUUCGACUCUUCAGAUGUCUGCUCCACAGUACCAGCCAGUGAGACCGCUGCCCGCAUUUCGUCUGCAAGUAGAGCGGGUGAAUCUAGAACAUUCCGUGCCAAUGUACGGCCUUGAGCUCAUUCGCACUGUUAGCAGCCUCAGCCAGCCUUCAGACAACCUUCUUCACCACUGCUACACACACUGCUACCUGAAGGUGUUUGAAUUACAAGCAGGACUGACCUUACUGGAUAAUGAGGGGACACCUCCACUCUUACACAUAAUUCCAGCCUUUAGUACUGCUCUCUAUGGGAAGAUACUGCAGUUGCCCAUGUACUGGUCAAAGCGGUCCUCAGUAUCCAUAACAGAGUGUAUGUUUGAGUUACCCCACUUCACGGUGCAAGCUACACAUCCUCAGAUGUUGCUUCUGAACUAUGUGUGGCAGAGCUGGACCCAUAGCACGGGGAGUGGUGCUGGUCCCACCACCAGUGACACACUCAUCAGUGAGGUCUACAGAUCGCCAGGUGGAAAGAGGGUGAGCAUUGCUCCGACAUUGGAGGUGUUGGUUCAGAGCGUGGAGCUAAAAUUGUGUCAGCGGACAACAGUGUGGUGUGCAUCAGGAACAGUGGGAGCUAUUAAAGUGUGUGCCAAGACAUUGGGUAUAUGUGAGGAGCAGAGGGAACAGCUGGUGGUCGUGCUGCAAGGCCCGUCUGACACCCAGGAGCUGUACAGCAGGCAGUGGUUGAAUGAGAGCCGCCGACCACAGUCUCUGCUCGCACCAGACCUGCUUACCUUCUCCCUGCAGAUCCCACAGCCUAUUGGAGACUGCCGCAACUCUGGUGCAGUGAUGCUUGUCAGUGUGCAAGGCAUUGCUGUUAAUGUGGAUCCUGUUCUGUCCACUUGGCUGCUGCACCAACCUCAGAGACCCAGUGCCAGUCGGCAGACACAGCAAACUGUUCCUAUUGUGAAAAUGAUGAGAAGAGAGGAUGAAGCAUCAGUAGGUAGUACUCCACUGGCCAAGCAGUUAUCCAAUCAGGCGUCAGACUAUGCCAGCAGCCCAGUCAAAACCAAGACUGUAACAGAAUCUCGUCCCCUCUCCAUUCCGAUGAAGGUCAUGCAGUCAUCUCCUGAGUGCUCAGUGUCUUCAGAGGAGCGGAUGAAAGAGUUGAUCAUACGCUCCUGGGAUGCUGUUAAACGCCUCACACUGCAGGUGGAGCUGCAGUCAUGUUGUGUGUUUGUGCCUAAUGACACUCUGCCAUGCCCCAGCACCAUAGUGUGUGGUGAUAUCCCAGGCACUGUGCGCAGCUGGUAUCACAACCAAGCUUCAAUGCCAGGGACUCUGGUGGUCUGCCUGCCCCAGAUCAGUGUGCUCAGUGUUGGACAUAGGCACAUGGAGCCCUUGCAGGAAAUCCCCUUUACCAUACCUAGACCGGUCCUGGAGGAAGGUGAUGCCUUUCCAUGGACAGUGACAGUGGGCCAGUUCAGUAUGUAUACAUUGCUCGGGCAUCAGCGUUCUCUGUCACUGCUGGAGCCAAUAGGCUGUACCUCCACCCUCGCUGUGACCUCCCAUAAGCUGCAGCCCGGGCCCACAACAGGCUUUAUCACUCCUGACUUCAGACACGCGUUCAUCAUCUGUCUGCAUGUAGACUUGCAGCCUCUGCAUCUGAAACUCUCCAACCCACAGGUGCAGUUGUUGUAUGAGUUAUUUUUAAGUUGGAGUAGGAUUUGGGAGCAUCUACAAAGGAGACAAUUUCUGCGACAGGCAUCCAAUUUUCCAGACCCUGCCCACCAACCAGCUGGACCCCCGUCACCCCUCCACAGCAGCGCAGACACAGUGCCCCCUGACACCAGCACCCUCAGCCCCUCAGCAGAUCUGGGCUCACCUACAGAGGGUGAUUCCCUGCCUGCUGGUGAGGACCCUGUAUUCUGCGAGGCUGUGACACUGGAGCAGAAGACAAACAAUAUCGGGGGGACUAGUGGAAAAGUUAGCCUGUGGAUGCAAUGGAUGUUGCCAAAACUCACCGUCAAACUGUUCUCUCUAGACCCCACCACCAAGACAGAGAUCUGUGUGAUCGGUGAGCUCGAGGACCUCAGUGCAUCAGUUGACAUGCAGGAUGUUUAUACCAAGGUGAAGUGUAAAGUGGGCAGCUUCAAUAUCGACCACUACAGGAGCAGUGGGGAGGCUGCUGCUUUGCGGCCAGGUGUGUGUGGGGGUGUGCUGCUCUCCUGUACAGACAAGCUGAACCGACGUACUGUGCUGCUUCGCCCCGCCAGCCGCCAUGACCCCUUCAGCCACUUCUCUGCCUUCUUUCCUCCUACGGCAGCAAAGGCAUUGGAAGUGUGUCAUCAGCCACACGGCUUCCUCUCGGUGACAUACACGCAGGCAGUGACCCGCAACGUCCGUCACAAACUAACGACACGCCAAGAAAGAGGGACGGGGCCUCUUAAACUGAGUGAAGGUGGAGCCGAUGGCUCUCCGCAGCACCUGCACGAGAUCCUGCUGACAGCUCAGCCUUUCGAUCUGGUGCUCUCUUACCCCCUGCUAGCCAACGUGGCCCAAGUGUUCUGCACAGUUCCGCCACCACCAUGCAGGCGACCAGUGAGAGAACGCUGCACAGCUGGCCAGCCAGUGAAGGCCUAUGCUUUGUCUUCUAGCAGUCUGCCACUAAUUUAUGUCAACACCAGUGUAAUACGCAUCUUCUUCCCCCUUCAGGACCCAAAAUGCAACAGCGACUCUUGGCACAAGGAGAAGAAAGAGGACACGCUCGUGCUAAAGAUAGGAUCUGUCAGCAUGGCUCCUCAGGCAGAUAACCCUCUGAACCGCACCAUACUGCGCAAGGACAUCUACCAACGGGCAAUGAAUAUGGGAGUUCUGCGUGACCCAGGCUCAGAAGUGGAGGACCGUCAAUAUCAGAUUAACCUGCAGAGUAUCAGUGUGGGCACUGCACUGUGGGAGCAGCUCCAGCCAGAAAGGGAAGGGACAAAAGGAGGCAGUGCUGCGGAUGGUGAGAGAAGUUCCCAGAAUCCUGCACUGGAAUGGAACAUGGCCAGCAGCAUUAGGAGGCACCAUGAGAGAAGAGCAAUCCUCACUCCCAUCCUGACGGACUUCUCUAUACGCGUUACGGCCGCUCCAGCCAUCAUCUACAGCAAACCUUUAUCACCUGACAGCAACUCUGCUGAGGAGAUAGUGGUGUGUGGCCACAGUUUGGAGGUGAACGUUACAUCAGGUCUAGAGAUGUUUCUGAGUGUGUCUCAGGUUCAGCUCAUCCAGCUGCUGCUGCAGGCCAAUGUGGGUACUGUCGACACUUCAGAGAAAAUAACUGAGAUGCAUAGACAGGAUCCUCAGGAAGGAGGUGUUUGUGCUGCAAGUGUUGUGGAACUGUUGGGAAAGGGCAGUGUCUACGGUCAGGACAGUGGUUUUGGUAGCGACAGUGCCUGUCUGCGCAUCAUUCAGAUCGACCAACAGAGUGGCACUAGCCACCACCGGAUAGCCAGACACUCACACCAGCCUUCCAUAACAAAGAACCUCUCUUUCAUCCCGUUUGACAUCUUCCUCACAGCUGGACGUCUCACUCUCAUGACAUAUAGCAUGGCCUGUGUGCCCAAACCCCCCAGAGAGACCAUUGGAUGCACAGGCAAGAGUGCCCUCAGUGUGCCCAAGGAACACACUGAUGCCUGCACACCUGACCAGUCCCCAAGGCUGAUCUCUGAUCUCUCAACUCUAACGGCAGAGGAUCUGCUGAAUGGUAAUGGCUCUAUAGGGGAACGGCACCCUGCAGGAACAGGCAUACUUUCACUUGAGAGACUGUCUUCUCCUAGCAGGACAUCUGCAAGGCACGCUUUGGGUGUUACUGUGGUUCGACAGCCUGGUAGACGAGGAGUAGGAGAAGGCCUGCUGCAACCUUUCUUCUUUCUGCAACUUGCACAGCCUUCUGCCCUGCUCAGCUGUCACCAGCGCAGACAACGCCUGGAGCUCUCACUUUUUGACGUCACACUGAAGGGAGUCACAAAUAACUACACGUGUCUGGAUGCAGGGAAGUCUCUACCUGAGUCUCUGGACUACAGUGUGUUCUGGUUGCAGACAGUAGCAGGAGAGGCAGACAGCAGAACAGGAAUCCCUCCUCCUCUUUUGUCCCUAUGUAUCAGAGACUUUCUCAGUGGGCCAGCUGAGAUGAAGGUGACACUGUGUAGGCCACUGAAGGUGAACCCAACACUGGCCAAGCUGGAACAGAUAAAGUCCUUCUGGAGAAAAAUCUUCGCUGAGGGCAGUUAUACACCUGACACCACCUUCUGCACUCUUCAGCCUUCCGCCAGUAGUAUACAUACUCCAUCCCAUAGUGCCAAACAAGACGAGAGAACCACAGUCUCACCCUCCAUCCCAAGCCAGCUAGCAGGCGCCCUGCAGACUCUUGCUCCCUUCCACAAGAUCUCCCUCCAAACCGUGCAGAUGGUGGUCGUCAUGGAGACAGAGUCACACCCUUCCCGACCCAGUCUCACAUUUUCUGUUUGCAGUGUGACAGGCAGUCUGAACAUGAAGAGUGGACAGAAACCACUUGAGAGUAUGAAGGAGGCACGUGUGUUUUUGCAGUGUGAGCAUAUGUUAGUUCGCACGGCUUUACAGGAGAGAAGCAGAGUGUUUGUAGGGCCAUUCUCCUGCAGUGUAGAGCUGGAUGCCCGUUGGUGUCGACACAGUGGCAGCCCCACCCCUGAAGUUGGUCCACCAAGAAUCCUGCUGGACAUAAAGGGAGGAUUACUACAGGUGUUUUGGGGGCAGGAGCACUAUAAUUGCCUUACUCUGAUUCAAGAGUACUUACAGUGCUACUUGAAAGAGGUGGGAGGACAAGUGGAAAAGCCUGUGGGAGGGCAAGAGGAGAAGCCUAAGGAGAAACCUUUUAGAUCCUAUCCACCACCCUCCCCUGGGCCACACUCCCCUUGUACAGAACACUCCUCAGAUGACCUGCGCACUGGCCUCUUCCAGUACAUCCAGGACUCGGCCUCUCAGAAGCUGCCAGUGGCACAUGAGGUGGUGUUCUAUAAUGAAACAGAGGACAGUCCUGGUGUGAUGAUGUGGAGAUAUCCUGAACCACGAGUUCUCACCUUCGUACGCAUCACCCCUGUGCCUUUUAAUACUACAGAAGAUCCAGAAAUCAGCACGGCUGACCUGGGGGAUAUUCUACAGGUGCCCUGUACUCUGGAAUUCUGGGAUGAGCUGAAAAGAGCCUUUGUGCCUUACAGAGAGUUCAGCCUGUCUGAGUGUAGUGUGUGUGAGCUCACAUUGCCCCCCCUCAGCCCACACACACACCAGACUGAACUUGUAGCCUCAGACCUCUGGAGAGUUAUAGUUAACAGUACAGGAGAUGGAGCAGAUGAGAGUUUGGACAGUGAGUCUGGUUCCCAGUUGCCAUGUGAGCAGCUGGUAUCUCCCACAGCAUUGGCAGCGUGUACACGGGUAGACUCCUGUUUUGCGCCAUGGUUUGUGCCGUCGGUUGGCAUGUCCCUGCGGCUGGCCCACCUGGAGCUGCGACUGUGCCACCAUCUGGAACAACUAGGCGCAGUACCAUCCCAACAACUCCGCCCCUUCCUGCCAGACAGGAAGUUACCAUCUGACCAAGAGUAUGGAAUGGUGUCUGUGCGCGAGCCGCAGCUGUUUGUGCGGCAGUGGAGUAAUGGGGCUCAGCUUGGCCAAGAGCUGCACUUCUCAACCACACUGAACUGUCACCUGGUGGACUACAGGAACCUUACCCUCUUACCCUUGUUGCAACCUUUCAGCUUCCAGGGCCAUAGCAUCAGUACAUACAGCCAAUCCAAUCAGAGACACACCCAGCUGACCCUUCAUGUGGAUCCCAUCCUGGUUUCUUUGGGUCAGCAUGCCAUACAUACGCUGGACACAGCACUGUUGGCUUGGCAACAGAACCUCAACCCAGAAGCAGAGGAGCUGCUCUUCAGUCACUAUGUGAUCUGUAAUGACACUCAGGAGACUCUGCGUUUUGGCCAAGUGGACACUGAUGAAAGUGUGGUGCUAGCCAGUAAACAUAGCCACCAGUACUGUUGGAGAUCGCACAAAUCGUUACAGCUGCUGCACAUCUGUAUUGAGGGUUGGGGUAACUGGCGCUGGUCAGAGCCCUUCAGUAUUGACAAUGUGGGGACACUGCUCAGAAGCAUCCAGAGGAAAGGCCAGACUGCCUCACUCAUCAUUAAAGUCCUGCCGCUUAGCGGAGUGCUGAAACAGAUCAUUAUCUGUGGAAGACAAGUGGUAUGUAGUUAUCUGAGUGAUGCAAUCGAGGUGCGUUUGGUGCAGCACAGUGUUGGUUUGGAAGGCCAGAUGCAGGUAUGCAAGUUGCAGGCCUGCGUGGAGCCACAAAGCAAGCUGCCUUCGUAUGUGCUGGAUGAUUCAGAAGUGACUGAGCUGUCUGUACGUUUACAUGGACAUGAGGAAUGGUCUCAAGAUAUAUGUCUCAAAGGCAUUGACGAAAACAGCAGCCAUGUACUACAGAUUCCAUCAUCUGCUGACUCUGUGGUGUGUGUCUGGUGCAGUAUAAUAACUUUGGAACCCAGUUCUCAUAUGCAACAGAGAUUGAUGGUGUUCAGUCCACUCUUUGUAAUGCGGAGUCAUCUGCCCGAGGCCGUAUUAGUACAUGUGGAGAAGCGAAGUUUGGGACAAAGGGAGAGCCAGCUCAUCCCCGGCCAGGGACAGGAGCAAGCAUUGCUCAAUGUUAAACCGGACAUCACACACCACCUCACUUUCCAAGCCAGUGAAGAGGGAGACGCAUCCCAGUGUGCAGUGCCAAUCUCCUCAGCUCUGAUCAGACAGAUUGUCAAUAAGGCUAAUCAAGAGGAGAGGCAGAACCAUAGCAGCAUCCUAGAACACUUCUACGGUCCAAAGAAUUCCAGCCAACUACCCUGGCCCUACACCUACAAGGACACAGACAGGUUGGACAUUGAGUCAUCAGUAGCUCAGUGGGAUAGUCCCAUGCAGGUGCGUCUCUGUGCGUGGCGGACAGGUUUGAGCACUCUGCUGGUGGAGUUGUUACCGUGGGCUCUCCUCUCCAAUAACUCCAACUGGGACCUCUGGCUGUUUGAGGCAGAGAGCAUCAUUUUGCAGAUCCCUGCUGGCAAGACUAUCAUCCCCCCCAACUUUAAGGAGGCAUUUCAGAUUGGCCUCUACUGGCCACACACUAAUACAGUGCACAAGUCAGCAGCCAUCCAGCUGCUACAUGAACUGACCUCACCACGCUGGAGGGAGAUGGUUGGAGUUGAGGUACUCAGCCUGGAUGAGGAGGGAUACGUGGAGGCUGCCAUUACCCUCGGAGCCCCACCCAGGCAGAAGAUGUGCCAGUUCUGUGUGUCCUCGACAGUGAGGCAUGGGAUUCAAGUUUUGCAGAUUGAGGACAGAACUGUUUUGGUGAACAACACAAAAUAUACCAUUAACUACAGACCACUGCUGUCUGAAAACACACUUGUUACUUCUGAUCAGCCAUAUAGUUCACCUGAAACUAGUGUGUUCACACUGGAACCUAUGGCAGAAACUGGCAGUCCUUCUCACUGUGCAGUACCGUGCUGGGAUGUGUUGUGCGAUGGCCCCACAGCAGAUCUGGGCUCCUUGCCCCAGAAGUAUAUUUUGUUCAGCUGUUUGGUGGCAUCCAAGCAGGAGGGGGAGUUCUGGAGCCUGCCAACCUCUGUACGGUCAGACUUUCCCAGACAGAGUGUAUCUGUGCCAGUACACCAGAAUGCCCACAACUACUUCAGCACCAGGGCCCUGGUUCUGACAUAUCAGGAGCACUUAGGAAUUAACUACAUCUCUGUGAGUGAGGACCCAUGUCCUCGUAUGCUCAUCCAUAACCGGUGUCCCAAAGCCCUGCUGCUGAAGGAAAAUCUGAGGGAGCCUGCAAGGACAGAGGUGUUUUGUAGAAAGCUACCUCCUCUGUCCUCUGUGCAUCAUGAGCUGUACUACCACUCUUCGAGUUUCCCUGAAUGCCGACAGAGAGAGACAUUUCCCACCCUGCUUCUUUGCUCUGCCCCUGACCUGCACAGCAGUCCCUCUGCCACAGCCACUACGCCCAAUUGGACUGAUGCCAUUGAUAUAAACAGCCCAGGCACACAGGUGAUGUUAUUAUCAGGUUUUGGCUGUCUAUAUGUUGAUGUGGCUCAUCAGAGUGGUACCAUCAUUCUCACACUGACACCAGAAAGCUGUGCUGGAACUGUCAUCAGUGAAUAUCACAGGGUGUCUGAUCAUAUGCUGUCCUUCCGUGUACUGCUGAAUGAUGUCAGCGUGGUGCUUUGUGAUGACAUCACUAGUCCAGCUGGUUCAGUGGAGCUGUUGCGUCUGACUGCAUCUAAAAUCCUAGUGCUCUUGCCCCCCACUGAGACCACUACAGGCGACACAACCCCCUCUUUUGCCCGCCAGAUGCAGGUGCUGUGUGGCAAUCUACAGAUGGACAACCAGCUGUACAGCCGUUGUAGUUUCCACUUUCCUGUCCUUUUAUGCCAGGAGCAGCGGGCAGAUGCACACUGCUGGGUGGGCCAUUGUGACCCAGCAGUGAGCUAUAAGGCUCUGGAGGACUUUCAGCAGUCAUGCUUCCUGUGUGUGUUCCUCACAUUGUCUAGCAAUGGGUUCCAACUGGAGAAACUCAGUUUCCAACUCAAACCAGCCCGUAUCUAUUUAGAGGACACCUUUGUGUACUACCUGAAAACGCUUUUCCACACUUACAUACCAGUUUCCACCCUGCCCAAUGCUGUGGGAAGUGGUGUAUUAAGAGAACCUGGUCCAUUGUUACCUGAGAAAGUGUACCAAUCAAUGCAGGCACUAGUUCAGCCAAUAAGGCUGCAGCAACUGCUAAUUGAACCAGUCAGUCUGCUGGUCAGUAUCCAUGCCUCUCUGAAACUUUACAUUGCUUCUGACCAUACACCACUGUCCUUCUCAAGGUUUGAGAGGGAACAGUUUUGUACCACCCCACGCCAACUUAUACAUGCACUGACCAUGCACUAUGCUGCAGGGGCCCUCUUCAGAGCAGGCUGGGUAGUAGGUUCUCUGGAGAUCCUGGGCAGUCCUGCAAGUCUGGUACGCAGUAUUGGAAAUGGAGUGGCAGAUUUUUUCCGUUUGCCAUAUGAAGGAUUGACACGUGGACCUGGAGCCUUUGUUAGUGGUGUGUCUCGUGGAACCAGCUCAUUCGUCAGACACAUUUCAAAAGGCACACUGACGUCCAUCACUAACUUAGCCACUAGUCUAGCACGCAACAUGGACCGACUGUCUCUGGAUGAGGAACAUUAUACACGGCAGGAAGAGUGGAGGAGACAGCUUCCUGAGAGUCUGGGUCACGGUUUGCGCCAGGGCCUCUCGCGUCUGGGAAUAAGCUUGCUGGGAGCAAUUGCAGGUAUCGUGGACCAGCCAAUGCAAACGUUUACCAGGCCUGUGGAAGCUCAUAGUACAGCAGCCAGCACCGCCCGGGACGUCAUCUCUGGAGUGGGGAAAGGAAUUGUGGGGGUUUUCACCAAGCCAAUUGGAGGAGCUGCUGAACUUGUCUCACAGACAGGAUAUGGCAUACUGCAUGGUGCUGGACUCUGGCAGUUGCCUAAGCAGCUGUAUCCACCUACAGAGGAAAAAGCAGAAGAUGCACGCAACAGCCAUCUCAAAUAUGCUUGGAAAAUGCUGCAGUCACUUGGGUGGCCAGAGGUACACAUGGCUCUGCAUGUAUUUAUGGUGAGCAGCUCUGGCCAGGAGCAUGCAGGCUGCCUACUUCUCAGUGAGGAGGUGCUUUUCAUCGUGAGUGUGUGUGAAGACACACAGCAGCAGGCCUUCCCAAUCACUGAAGUGCAGUGCCAACAAGAUGUACUCAAACCCGAAAAGCUCACACUCACUUUGCAUCAGCAUCAAAUCACCAGUGACAGCGAGGGUGAGGGUGUUCGAGAGCGCUUAUCUGAGCAGCAGUACAGUCGGUUAGUAGACUAUGUGACUCAGGUGUCUCAGUACCUCGCACCUUUUCCCUCCUCCAUCCUUCAGCAUACCUUCAUCACAGCAGCAGAGCCUCCCUCCAGCAUCACCAAAGCAUACCACUACUGCACAGACCCUGCUUAUGCCAGAGUUUUCAUAGGCAAAUUCAACAUGGUGAAGAACAAGGCACUGCACGUUGGCUUUAACUGAGAACCAUUAUUUAAAUUAACUUUUGGGUCCAUCUUUAUUAGCCUAGAAGUGCUGGUCUGGUAUCAGCUUUGCACAGUCAUGCAGUUGUAUUCUUUGGGAUCAUAUAGGCAAAAUUGAAUUCUCAUUGUUCAGAUUAGUAUUUGUGGGUAAACGCUGCCACAAUCCACAGAAUCACAUUCAAGGAGAGGUGCAAAAAAGAAAGAACCUGGAAGAAAUUGGAGAAAAUUAUCUUUGUCUUCUGAUUAUUUUCUUAACAUUUUUAAGAACUGAAAGCUCCCAGCAUUUCUCUCAUCGUUGCAUUUCCCUGACUGUAUCUGUUGAUUGCAUAAGUGUGAAUCUUAUUUGUUUGUUAAAAACUUUAAAAUCUGAGUUUAUCACUAAUGCUGCGUGCCUAGAAAGAUGAAAGACUGAGUUGAAUUUAAAGGAAUGACAUUGCAGAUCUGUGAGUUUUUCCCCAUGUGCAGAGCAGCAGACCCCUAAAAACCCUUUUUUUUUUUUUUUUUUUUUUUUUACAAUACAGAAUAUUGGAUGAAUUUAGAUAUUGAGGGUUGUGUCAAGAUUCUGUCUAUAAAUAUAGAUAUUAGUGGUUGUGUUAAGAUAUAUAAGUAAAUUAUAGAUUUUUUUUUUCAUUUUUUUGUAGUCAGUGAAAAUGUUUUUUUUUUAAUAUUUCUGCUAACUCACUUAAUAUUUAGAAUAAACAUUGCUUAAGGAUGUAUGCUGCAUUGUGUGAACCUUUUACAGAUUUACAUUUGUUGACUGUAUAUAUUGUAAUUAUUAAAUAUUCUAAUAAAAUGUGAAACAUUGGUUCAACCUUG